Messenger RNA from Lathyrus sativus (Indian pea), 1539 nucleotides. The record is from the annotation of a GenBank genome assembly. NCBI's taxonomy places the organism in Eukaryota, Viridiplantae, Streptophyta, Magnoliopsida, Fabales, Fabaceae.
AUGAACAUGCGUAGUCUAAGGAGUCUCAAAGUACAAGCAAAGUUCAUACAGACAAUACGUCGAACAGUUGGUGCUAUUGAAACCCAUUUUAGUUUCAAACUCUUCUGCACACAAACAACACAAAACCAAGACAGCUUAUGCAAGAGAAUCGAAAAGCUUCCCAAAGGAGAAUCAAUAGCGUCCGCUUUCCGUAGUUGGAUGGGUGAUGGCUUCCCCGUUCGCGGCACCGACGUCUUUCACACCAUUAACCGCCUCAGAAAACUCAACUUCAACAAACGCGCACUUGAGGUGAUGGAAUGGGUGAUUAGGGAGAGACCCUAUAGACCUAGGGAGUUGGAUUAUUCUUAUUUGGUGGAAUUCACUACUAAGCUUCAUGGAAUUCCACAUGGUGAAAAUCUAUUCACUCGUGUUCCGGUUGAAUUUCAGAAUGAGUUACUCUAUAACAAUCUUGUGAUUGCUUGUUUGGAUAAAGGUGUCGUAAGGCUUUCACUCGAGUACAUGAAGAGAAUGAGGGAAUUGGGUCAUCCCAUUUCGCAUUUGGUCUUUAACCGGUUAAUAAUUCUGCAUUCCUCGCCGGGUCGCAGGAAGAUGAUACCUGGUUUACUUACUCAAAUGAAGGCUGAUAAGGUUACACCGCAUGUUUCGACAUACAAUAUUUUGAUGAAAAUAGAGGCCAAUGAACACAAUCUUGAAAAUUUGAUGAGGUUUUUUGAUCGAAUGAAACGGGUGCAGGUUGAACCGAAUGAAAUAUCUUACUGCAUUUUAGCUACUGCACAUGCAGUUGCUAGAUUGUACACUGCAACUGAAAUGUAUGUUGAGGCUGUGGAGAAAUCUAUGACGGGGAAUAACUGGUCAUCAUUGGAUGUCUUGCUUAUAUUGUAUGGGUAUCUAGGGAGCCAGAAGGAGCUGGAAAGGAUUUGGGAUAUCAUUAAAGGACUUCCCUUUGUUAGAUCUAAAAGUUAUUUGUUAGCCAUUGAAGCAUUUGGUAGGAUUGGAGAGUUAAACCGAGCUGAAGAGAUUUGGUCAGAAAUGGAGUCGUUAAAAGGAUUGAAAUCUGUAGAGCAAUUUAAUUCAAUGAUGACUGUGUAUUGCAAGCAUGGAGUACUUGACAAAGCAUCUAGAUUAUACAAAAAUAUGAAGACAAAUGGGUGCAAACCGAAUGCCAUAACGUAUCGUCAUCUUGCUCUGGGCUGCUUGAAAUCUGGUAAGGCAGAGCAAGCUUUGAAGACAUUAGAAUUGGGCAUGCGUCAAACCGUAAACAAGAAGAUUAGCAAUUCAACACCAUGGUUGGAGACUACUCUUUCAAUUGCUGAGAUUCUUGCUGAAAAGGGGGAUGUUGAAAAUGUUGAGAGAUUGUUUGAAGAGUUUCAUAAAGCUAGGUACUGUAGGUAUACUUUUGUAUAUAAUACCUUGAUUAAGGCUUAUGUAAAAGCUAAGACUUAUAAUCCAAAUCUUUUGAGAAGGAUGAUUCUUGGAGGAGCUAACCCUGAUGCUGAAACUUACAGUCUUUUAAAAAUUGCUGAACAAUUUCGAACCUGA